CCGGUCCAUCGCUGGACAAACAGAUAAGUCAUGUAGAAGAAGCUCGCGGCCCGCCAACUCUUUUCUCCGCGUCCGUCUGCAGCGGGACUCGCAGUGGCACUCGCGCGUGCCUUUCUCGCUGCUCUGUGCGCUGUCUCCGAGCAUCGGCGCGUGUUGUGAGGUCAUCUUUGUCGGGCAGUUGUCGUGCGCGGGGACCCGAAACUUGUGAUGCGCUGGUGCGUAAAGGAGGGGCGCGCGUCAAAGUGAGCGCAUGUCACUGCGAGAAAUUGCAUCAAAGAUGUUGCUUUACCACCCACUCGAUAUCGAUUCCAUUACCUCCAAGAGGGUCGCUCUUCGUAUAAAAAGGCACGCGUUAUUUCAAGCACGGCGGCAGUGAGCGCGUCUCUCUUUCAUUGUCGGAACUAUUUGGAACGUCUGCAAGAUUUACUGAGGACAACUGAGCCGCCAUUAAUUUCGGUGACAAGUCAUGCGGGUGGAGAGGAAAUGGCACAUAUUGUUAAGUAUUUUCCUUCUGCUCAUCACUUCGGGUCAGUGCCUGGACAGCAAAGGGGUCAAGCAGAAAGAGAAAAGGACCCUGUUGGAUCUAAUCUUGCAGGUUAUCAGAGACAGCCAGCAGAGCAUUUCCAAGCGCUGCACCAGUGGACUCUUAACUCAAGACACGAAGUUCUCCUCCCGAGAAAAGCCUUUCUUUGCUUCUAGGCUGGAUAACAGCAGACUCAUAGAAAUUGUUCCCCGAGAUGUGAACAUGAAGGAGAAAUUCAUUCAGCAUUUCACAGCAGGACCAGUCAAGUUCUCCUCGGAAUGCAGAACACACUUUCAUAGGAUUUAUCACAACACUAGGGAUUGCUCAAGACCGGCACAUUAUAAAAGAUGUGCGAGACUGCUGACACGGUUAGCGAUGAGUCCCCUCUGCAUGCAGUCAUAAAUAUUGUCCACACAUCUUGGUAGAAGGAUCAAUGUGUCACCAUGGAAGUGCCUUCACAGCAGUUUGAAAGAUUUUGAAACAUUUUGUGCUCAUUUGUGUAUCGGCUGAGUUCUGUGUCACUAGUUACUUUUAAACUGAAAACUCUCUAGCUAUUCAAAUAUAAGUGCUGUUGAAACCAUCAAAAAAACGAUCACAAUGGCUGACCUCAAGCCGUAAGACAUAAAAUAAAUAAAUAAAUAAAAUAUGGACCAAAGCUGGAUGUGAAUAUUUCAUCUAAAGCCAUCAAUUUUCUUCCACCUGAGUGAGCUUGAGUCUCAGGGGUCUCAGCCAAGGGGUGUAGACUCAUGGAUCAACAAACCUAUCAUGAAAACAUGGUUUCAGAUACGUGGAAUUUGCUCCUUUGGUCACUGGCUGGCGACCUUCGGUGAGGAUUGGGCUGCAGAUCAACUUCGAGGAGCUGACCUUGGCCAAACAUUAGAUCUCGAAGUCACUGAACGAGUCUGUUGCCGGUGAGAAGAGUCCAGUCCCUCUUCUGUGUUUCAACAUCAGUUGACCAAUUUCAAAGAGUCUGAUCCAGAAGUGAAGGAGGUCAGCAUCAUCUGUCUGCAGUGCUGGAGCGUGAAAACACCACUUGUUUGAUCUGAAAUGAUUUUGACAGCUUCCUAGUUCAGAUUUUAUUUGAACCAAAAUUUUCAUUCUUGUUUUCUUCUAAAUUUUAAAGCGUUAAAAUCAGAUACAAUUGCGGUGACAUACAAUUCAGCCCAUGAUGUGUAUUUGUUUUCCCCUGAAGACACAGAUGGACUCAAAGCUUGUUUCAAAGUGUCUAUUCUGACCAUGUAUUUUUCAAGUACAUUAAUUUAAUAUUGAAUACAUGUAUUUAUUAAAAGACUGUCUUUAUACUUCACUGUUGGUUUGGCUUUACUGGAGGCAGAGUCUAGUCGCCUCUGCUGAUGUAGUGAAACAUGCCUUAUCUGUUCUGGUUGGUUUUUCAUGCUGUCUUCAUUGCAUUAGAUGUGGCACUUGAACAGUCAGUACUUGUAUAAUGAUGAGGGUUGUGAUGAUGCACUAUAGUAUUGAACAAUAAAAUGACAA
Molecule: messenger RNA, 2017 nt
Organism: Synchiropus splendidus (mandarinfish)
Lineage: Eukaryota; Metazoa; Chordata; Actinopteri; Syngnathiformes; Callionymidae
Gene: alkal1
Product: ALK and LTK ligand 1
Exons: 6
Coding region: 467-925 (152 amino acids)
Biological process (GO): positive regulation of ERK1 and ERK2 cascade; positive regulation of ERK5 cascade
Molecular function (GO): receptor signaling protein tyrosine kinase activator activity; receptor tyrosine kinase binding
Source: RefSeq, a predicted model, not a curated record